This is a messenger RNA of Procambarus clarkii (red swamp crayfish), 1671 nucleotides long. NCBI's taxonomy places the organism in Eukaryota, Metazoa, Arthropoda, Malacostraca, Decapoda, Cambaridae. The record is from RefSeq and is a predicted model, not a curated record.
AUGCACCACGCUUUCGGACGUAAGGAUAUUCUCAACGUUCUCAAAGCCACCACCAACACAGUACCAGACGACAUCCAGCAGGACGGUAUCGUCCUCUCUUACUCCACCGGAGACGACCUUGAACACCUGUUCACACCUGCUGCUACAUCUGCACUCUAUGAUGCGGAUAUUACCCUCAUCCAACCACGACGCUUUCAAGCUGAACGAACCAUCUUUGCCAGGAGAGUAAGCUCAUGGAUCACCGAGCACGAGGUGGACGUUAUCCUGAACAGUAUCAACAGGGAAAACGAAAACAUGACAGCUGUCUCAGCAAAAAUCAUCGCCAACAACAACGACACUCGCUCCACCUUGAAAGUGACCUUCACUACAGUUGCCGCAGCGGACCAGGCCACCACCACAGGAUUUAGGUGCUUAGGCAUCAAUACUCCACCAGCUUCAGUGCACAAGGAACGUUUUUACGAGACCCAGCCUCCACCUCCACCACCAGGCUCUUCCCAUUCGUCGACUCAGACUUCGCCACGGCAGUUGCCGGUUACUGUCACCGACCUUAGCACUACACAUGCUCUCACGAAACUAGUGAGUGACAUUACUGGUUCCAACUACCGAGAAUUUGUGAGGAUUCUAAAUAUCGUCUACAAGGCUAACGGACUCCAGACCAUCAUCGUACCUGACGAAGUCUUCCCCACCUCUGCCUCAGCUUCCACUUCAGUUACUGAGCCGGAAAUCACUGUAAACGCUGCCGCACUUGUUGACCUACUGUCUGCCACUGUUCCACCCACCACUCCAGUUGCUGCUGACCCUACACCAGACCCAGUAGAGGCUGUUAGUCUCUCCACACAAGACAACGACCCUCCUGCUCCUGUUUAUGCGUCUUACAAUUGCCCUAGAGACCUGAAAUUUAAUAUUUCUCAGAAACGUGUCACAGCUCGGGAGUGGAACAUCGACUACGAAAACGGACUGAACGAUGACGGAACCCGCAGAGAGUUUUGGUACGUUGAGGCUGACACAGUUCGUUACUGCACUGAUGUUACCAUGCUCCACCCUGCCAUUAUUGACCCUCAAUACUACGUGAAAUAUCCGAAACACGCCGCUAUGAUAAAGAAAGAAAUUCAAGAACGAACGGGCAAUGAACCUUCAACCCAGCAGAGUCAACCAACACCUCUUCAUACCAAACCUUCAGGGACCACUGUGCUAGUCCCCGACCCUUCAAACCCAUUGUCGGAUGAUGCUCCAGCUCCUGGUCCAGCCUCGGACAUUGCUGUGAACGAUACUGAACCUACUGCAGCUGCAACAUCUGCUCCUGGCAUGGUAGCAACCCAGAAGCCGACGACUUCUCAUCCACCAUCUCCUGUUACAUCUCCACCCACAGUACAUACAUCCACUGAACCUUCUACAUCUGCAGUAAGUCCUACCGCUGCUACUAAACCAUCAGGAACACUACUUCCAAGACCCACAUCUCCUGGUAUGUACUCAUCUGACUCAUCAGAUGAGGAUGUCUCUGUGGGAACGACAUCUCCACCUUCACAGAAAUACAACUAUUCAUCUGCCGAUUUUCUUUAUGACGCUAUUGAUCCCACAGCAAUGUCAACACGAAGUCGGACCGCCAAGAAAGACAAGCCGAAAACAAAGACCAAAGAUCAGACCUUGCUCCCACCAUCAAGAAAGAAGUAA